AUGCCCUUCCAGUACGGUCAAGGCAUCGAGGGAUUCGUAGAGGACCCUGAGAGGGAUGGUGGAGUACCCAGCAUAUCCCCAGCUGAAAUUUUCCAUGCACGGCUCGAGAUGCUGUCACUACAGCGUGAAUCUCGUAUGGCUCCAUCAGUGCCAUCCGCGCCGAGAGAGUCCCACAUCCGGUGCCUGGAUAGUAUCCUCCGUGAUUUCGCACUCACUGGUGGUAACGCUGUGGAUGGAGUAAAGAGCGGGGAUGAAAACCUGGGGAAGAGUUAUGGGAAUAGCGCUCAAGUCGAGGAUGAGGAUGCGUGUAAAGUUUGCUAUGAGAGGCCAAUUGAUACGGUUCUAGUACCUUGUGGUCACUUUGUAGUCUGUAGUGCCUGCGUGUUGAGGUUGGAUGGUACCGACAAGCAGUGUCCGAUCUGUCGUACUACAUACCAGCUGGCGCAGAAGAUUUUCAAGUAA
Perkinsus marinus ATCC 50983 is the source of this 462-nucleotide messenger RNA. RefSeq lists its product as hypothetical. The record is from RefSeq and is a predicted model, not a curated record. Bases 1 to 462 code for a protein of 153 amino acids. NCBI's taxonomy places the organism in Eukaryota, Perkinsozoa, Perkinsida, Perkinsidae. The transcript is spliced from 5 exons.